Candida dubliniensis CD36 is the source of this 1140-nucleotide messenger RNA. RefSeq lists its product as uncharacterized. The transcript has a single exon. Gene Ontology annotation, molecular function: formate dehydrogenase (NAD+) activity; oxidoreductase activity, acting on the CH-OH group of donors, NAD or NADP as acceptor; NAD binding. The record is from RefSeq and is a predicted model, not a curated record. NCBI's taxonomy places the organism in Eukaryota, Fungi, Ascomycota, Pichiomycetes, Serinales, Debaryomycetaceae. The coding region runs from base 1 to 1140 and encodes 379 amino acids. Gene Ontology annotation, cellular component: cytosol.
AUGGGUAAACCAAAGGUAUUAAUGGCUCUUUAUUCUGGUGGUAAACAUGCCAAAGAAGAACCCAGAUUAUUAGGUACUGUUGAAAAUGAAUUGGGUAUUCGUAAACUUGUUGAAGAACAUGGAUAUGAAUUGGUUACUACUGCUGAUAAAGAUCCUUUCCCAAGUUCCACUUUUGAUAAAAACUUACCGGAUGCGGAAAUUAUUAUUACCACUCCAUUUUUCCCAGCUUAUGUCACCAAGGAAAGAAUUGCCAAAGCUCCCAAAUUGAAACUUUGUGUCACUGCUGGUGUUGGUUCCGACCAUUAUGAUUUGAAUGCUCUUAACGAAAGAGGUAUUGCUGUUUUGGAAGUCACUGGGUCCAAUGUUCAAUCUGUUGCUGAACAUGCAAUUAUGACUAUGUUGAUUUUACUUAGAAACUAUGGUGAAGGUCACGCUCAAGCUACUCAAGGUACUUGGGAUAUUGCUGCUGUUGCCAAAGAUGAAUUUGAUAUGGAAGAUAAAGUCUUUGCAACUAUUGGUGCUGGUAGAAUUGGUUACAGAAUUUUGGAAAGAUUAAUUGCCUUUAACCCUAAGAAAUUGUUGUAUUAUGAUUAUCAACCAUUACCAGAAGAAGCAAUUAACAAGUUGAAUGCCGCUUCUAAGCUUUUCAAUGGUGUUGAUAACAUUAUUGAAAGAGUUGAAAACUUGGAAGAUUUGGUUUCUCAAGCUGAUGUUGUUACUCUUAAUUGUCCAUUGUAUGAAAAAUCUAAAGGUAUGUUCAACAAGGAAUUGAUUUCCAAGAUGAAAAAGGGAUCUUAUGUUAUCAACACCGCAAGAGGUGCACUUACUGAUCCUCAAGCCAUUGCUGAUGCGGUCAACUCUGGUCAUAUUGCUUAUGGUGGUGAUGUUUGGCCAGUUCAACCAGCUCCUAAAGAUAUGCCAUGGAGAACUAUGCAUAAUCCAUAUGGUAAAGAUUAUGGUAAUGCUAUGACAGUUCAUGUUUCAGGUACUUCUUUAGAUGCUCAAGCUAGAUAUGCUAAUGGUGUCAAACAAAUUUUGACUGAGUAUUUCGAUAAGACUUACAAGUACAGACCACAAGAUGUUAUUUGUAUUGAUGGUCAUUAUGCUACAAAGGCUUAUGGUCAAAGAACCACAAAAUGA